This is a messenger RNA of Prorocentrum cordatum, 591 nucleotides long. The record is from the annotation of a GenBank genome assembly. Lineage: Eukaryota; Dinophyceae; Prorocentrales; Prorocentraceae.
AUGUCGUUUCCGACGCCCAAUCCGACGAGCAGCCCGACAAACACCCCGACCUCCAGUCCGACCGCGCCCCCGACGUCCAGUCUGACGAGCAGCCCGACCUCCAGUCCGACCUCGUUUUCGACGCCGGCGCCAACGCUGCCGUCAACGUCGGCUGCGACCCCGCCGUCUUCGGCGACGGGCACCGGCGAUCCGCACCUGCAAAACAUCCACGGUGAACGGUUCGACCUGAUGACGCCGGUUAUGGUUACGUUGGUCAACAUCCCACGUGGUAAGCGAGUCGAGGACGCGCUGCUUGCGGUGGAAGCAGACGCGCUUCGCCUGGGUGGACAUUGUGCCGACACGUAUUUCCAGGGAGUGAACAUCACAGGGAUAUGGGCGGACAAGCUGCAGGCCCGGGGCUUCAAUUUCAACGCCGAAGGCGUUCAGAGCCACAAGGUUCCGAAAUGGACGAAUUUCGGGCCACUUGUGGGAGAAUAUGAUCACGCGGAUGCAGCGAGGAUCCCAGCAAAAUGCCGGAUCACGAUUUCGCUUCGUAAGCCGAGCCGGACCAGCGUGCAGGCUGAGCUGGUCCCGGUCGCGAUCGCCAGCUGA